AUGUCAGCAAAUGAUAGAUCUAGUCAUGUGGAUGGAAAUGAAGCCAAUCAUGAAGCAAACAAUCCACCUUACCGUAGCUGGAUGAGAGAUGGACGUCACUCCAUAAUUUUACAAAAACAAAUCCCCAAGACAAUGAAACAUUCACUCUUCUACGUUGUAGCAAUAUUCCUUGCUGCUGCUCUUAUCUUUCCACUCGUGACCACUUCUGCUCGCAGAGUCAUGGUCAUGGUGAACAUGUUACCAUAUGGCCCAGAAGAAGCAGCAGCAGCAUGGGGAGACUGA
Molecule: messenger RNA, 282 nt
Organism: Dovyalis caffra
Lineage: Eukaryota; Viridiplantae; Streptophyta; Magnoliopsida; Malpighiales; Salicaceae
Source: the annotation of a GenBank genome assembly